AUGGAGUUUUCUUCUGUCGAAGAUGAUCAGGGCAAAGUGAUCGAAUUCACCCCUCAAUUCACGACAGGACUUACUCACUCCUCUAUGGUCUUCCCUUGCAAUAUCUCAUCACACUCUCGUACACAUUCGGAACUUGUCAAUGUUUUCGAUGGCCUCUGGGCAAGCUACCUUGCAGCAUGGCUGCGCACUACCUUGGGUCUGGAAGGCAAGAAACAUAGUGGGCGGAAGUAA
Messenger RNA from Suillus fuscotomentosus, 231 nucleotides. RefSeq lists its product as uncharacterized. The record is from RefSeq and is a predicted model, not a curated record. Bases 1 to 231 code for a protein of 76 amino acids. The transcript is spliced from 2 exons. Lineage: Eukaryota; Fungi; Basidiomycota; Agaricomycetes; Boletales; Suillaceae.